GGGAGAAGAGGCUGCGGCUGCAAAAAGGAAACCGGGCCAGCGCUGCCCGGAGUGAGGGGCACCCGCCGGGGAGAGAUAUUAACGACGAGUCGCCUUUUAAUGCAGAUUAGUGACCCUGAGUUGUGUGUCUACACGGGCUGAGAACUUGCUGCCCCCCGGUGUUUGUGAAGAGUUGCCCCGGGGGGAGAGUGGAGGACCCCCAAUCUCGAAUUCUAACCGUGGGCUCUUUGUUGAGGGGUUAGCCGGGGUUUCUUGCACUGUAGAGCUAGAGGUGUUGGUCUGGCAAAACAAGCCUUGAGGUUGGCAGCUUGGUUAUGUUUUGGAAAGGGAAGGGCAAGGACAAGGUGGGGGAUGAGAAGCUGGUAAGGGCUCAGUGGAAGAGGAUUCUGGUGGCUACAUUCUAACUACUUGAUACCAGUAAAGCAGGUGUUUGAAAAAUCUUCUCCAAGAUGAAUUUCUUCCUGGAAACACUCAAAGUCCUGGUGCUCUCAAUAUAUUUCCUGUUAGAAUCUCUAGUGUUGUUGUUUGUUCCUGUGCGAAAGAAGAAUGUUGCUGGUGAAAUAGUACUUAUAACAGGAGCCGGAAGUGGAAUUGGAAGACUUCUAGCAUUAAAAUUUGCCCGCCUUGGAGUCACCCUUGUUCUCUGGGACAUUAAUCAAGAAGGUAACAAGGAAACAAGUAAACUAGCUAGAGAAAAUGGAGCCGUGAGAGUGCAUGCUUACUUGUGUGACUGCAGCAAAAGGCAAGAGAUCUACAGAGUGGCAGAUCAGGUUAAAAAAGAAGUUGGUGAUGUUAGUAUCCUAAUCAACAAUGCUGGUAUUGUAACUGGAAAGAAGUUCAUUGAUUCCCCAGAUUCACUUGUGGAGAAAACCAUGGAGGUGAACACCAUGGCACACUUCUGGACUUACAAAGCCUUCCUUCCAGCCAUGAUGGCCUCUAACCAUGGACACUUGGUUAGUAUUGCAAGCUCAGCAGGACUGAUUGGAGUCAAUGGGCUAGCAGAUUAUUGUGCAAGUAAAUUUGCAGCAGUGGGCUUUGCAGAAGCAGUCGGUUUAGAAAUGCUGGCUCUAGGGAAAACCGGCAUUAAAACCACUAUUGUGUGUCCUUACUUCAUCAACACAGGAAUGUUUGAUGGUUGUAAAACCAAGUGGCCAUGUCUACUUCCUAUUCUAGAUUCGAACUAUGCAGCUGAGAAAAUUGUGAGUGCUAUUCAACGGGAGCAAGUGCUUCUGCUGAUGCCACGAAGCAUGUACUUUUUAUGUUUUCUGAAAAGUAUUUUGCCUGUGAAAAUGGGAAUACUCCUUGGAGACUACAUUGGGGCCUUCCACUUCAUGGACAACUUCAGAGGUCGAGUGAAGAAGGACUGAAAAUAAAGAAUGAAAAUAUCCAAUACUAGCAGUUCUAAAUUAAUGGACCAGUUUAGAGUUUAAAAAAUGGCCUGCUGUUUCAGCUGCACAGAACUUGCCUUCUAUAUAACUGUGCCUCAUGCUUUUGUUAAUUAACAGUUUUAAUCAACAGUUUCCAACACAAGCUCUCUCUCCUUCAUUCCCUGAAUAGCUAUCCUCGAUGUGAUGCCUGUCAUAGUCUCUUAUCCUUAUUGAAUGAGUAUGGGUAUCCAUUUCACAAACUAAUCACAAUUGGCACCUAUAUGGGUAUUCUCAGUUAAGAAAUGGUGUAAUGGGCUGGGAAGCUAAAUUGACUUUGCAUGCUUUCAAGAUAGUCCCCUCCAGAACAAUAUUGCUGUGAGGGCUGUCUGAGAAAAUUUAUCUUUGUCAUUGUCUUUACUGUUCAGUUGAUGAUUGGAAGUAUUUCCUGAGCUGUUUGGCAUCUUUUACGAGCACUAAAAUUCACAUUCAUAAAAUUAAGUAAAAUGGCAGUUGUACACACUGAAAAUAUUUUCCAUACCUGUGAUGUUGAUUCACUAAUCAAAUACAUCUGAAGGGUAAUAAUCAAUUUACUAUUAACGUCUGUGGAAAAGAUUCCAAUAGCCAAUGAUUAUAGAUAUCAGCCCAUCUCUGGAAGGGAUACAACAAUUGUACAUGCUUGUCUGAUUACAAAUGUUAACUUCUAAAUAAAUGCCCAUAUUUUUAGUA
This is a messenger RNA of Trachemys scripta elegans, 2093 nucleotides long. RefSeq names its product epidermal retinol dehydrogenase 2-like. Gene Ontology annotation, cellular component: lipid droplet. The transcript is spliced from 7 exons. The record is from RefSeq and is a predicted model, not a curated record. NCBI's taxonomy places the organism in Eukaryota, Metazoa, Chordata, Testudines, Emydidae. Gene Ontology annotation, molecular function: oxidoreductase activity, acting on the CH-OH group of donors, NAD or NADP as acceptor. The coding region runs from base 450 to 1367 and encodes 305 amino acids.